Spathaspora passalidarum NRRL Y-27907 is the source of this 2190-nucleotide messenger RNA. RefSeq names its product mRNA splicing protein. The record is from RefSeq and is a predicted model, not a curated record. NCBI's taxonomy places the organism in Eukaryota, Fungi, Ascomycota, Pichiomycetes, Serinales, Debaryomycetaceae. The annotation marks the transcript as partial. Gene Ontology annotation, molecular function: cysteine-type deubiquitinase activity; zinc ion binding. The transcript has a single exon. Gene Ontology annotation, biological process: protein deubiquitination.
AUCACAAUGACACAACCACUAAAGAAGCGGAAACUUGACAACCAAAUCAACAGGAAGCUACUUGACUUUGAUUUUGAGAAAACCUGUCUGGUUACACUUUCUUCUAAUAACAUCAAUUGUUGUUUGACAUGUGGAAAAUAUUUUCAAGGCAAUUCUCCAUCAUCGCCAGCAUACAAUCAUUCAAUUACCUCAGGACACACCAAGUAUCUUAAUCUAACCAAUCAUAAGUUUUUUGUCUUACCCGAAAAUACAGAAUGGGAGGGUAUCCUGUCUGUUCAGGAUAUUAUUUACUAUUUGGAUCCACAGUAUACGAAACAAAGCAUCGAAGAAUCACCUGAAACUGCACUUGACUUGAAUAACGAGAAAUACUUGGUUGGAUACGUUGGAUUGAACAAUUUCAAACUGAAUAGUUAUAUUAAUGUAGUACUACAUUGUCUCGCUCAUAUCGAACCAAUACGAGAUUUUUACCUUUUACUCCCAAAACACAAGCAUUAUGAGACAAUUACUAGAAAAUCACCCAUCAAUGACAAGUUAAGUUUAUUGGUUCGUAAGAUUUGGUCACCACACUUGUUUAAAAGUCAUAUUGCUCCUCAUGAACUCAUAAAUUGCAUUUCCGAGAUAUCAAACAAGAAAUUCACAAUUGAGCAUGAACAACCACCAAAGAACUUUCUCAUAUGGCUUGUCAACACCUUACAUUCCCAACUUGUGAAAACUACAAAGUCAAAACACACAACAUUCAGCCAGAACUUACAAGGAAAGAUUGAAAUCACAACGAUCCCAAUAAUAUCCCAAGAAGUCAAAUCUCGAGUUGAGUUCACAACAAUUGAGUCAAAACUGAAGACUGUCGAGUCUAAGUUUUGGUUACUUUCGUUGGAUAUUCCUCAUAACCCUUUGCUAACCGCCCAACUUGAUAAAAUCGAGGAAGUGGAGAUCGAAGCUUUGUUGGAAAAGUAUAAUGGUACUACUCAAACACAGGUCAAUGAAAAUGAGGUAAGAACAUACAAGGUGUUGGAACCAUUACCGCCAUACUUGAUUAUCCUGUUUGAGAAAACAAGCAACUCAACCGUGGUUAAGUUUCCAGAGAUUUUGAACAUGAACAAAUAUACAAAAUCGGACAAAGAAAUAAACUACAAACUUGUCUCUACCAUCAGACAAGAUAACCAAUGGAGUAUAUCCUUGCAAAGGAAAAAUAACUGGAUCUCUAUAAAAGAUCUACAAGUUAAGCCAGUGAGUUCAGAAUUAUUAUUCCUUGACGAUAAUUAUAUACAAGUGUGGAAAAGACUAGACUAAUAAAUCAUAACAUUGAUGAAGGAAUUCACCUUGAGAUACUACCACAUCUCCUAAUUUUGUAGAUUUAAGGAACUUGUCUAUGCUUAUCAUGUAUCCUGCGACUUUAUGUUUUAUCAACGUGCUUUGCUCAUCGGAGUUGUUGUUUAAGUAUUCAAUUAUCAACUGUAAAUCCUUGGCAAAUUCGCCUAUUUGUGAUUCAUAGUAAUUCUUUAAAUAGUUUGUUCUAGUCCAUUGUUCAAACAAUGUAGGAUGACGAAGCUUGAAUGAGUUCCAAUUGGCCACUUGUGUUAAAAACUCAUACUUUUGCGUCUCCCUCAACACCACAUUACCUUCAAUUGUCUCAUCCAAUCCAAAUAACUCGGAUAACACUUUGUAUGGCAAGUCCUCAUUUAAUAUACAUUGUACCCAAACGUCAUAAAACUUACUAUCAACCAACAGAUUAACAAGCUUGGCUUCAUGGCUGUCGAAAUUAUUCUCAAUAAGAUCAUGAUUAAUACUAUCCAACGUUUUGAUGUUUCUCAAAUUAUCAUCUUCAAUAAGGACAGGCAAGACAUUGUUGGGAGAACCUAAAUGGGACAUGGCCAUUAUUCCGCAAUUACUCGAUCCAUUCUCUUUUGGAAGCGUGAAUUUUGAUUUAUGUGACAAGAUUAACGUGUAGCCCAACGAUAUUGGGUCCGUAGGGAUUAUUAAGUCACCUUCUUGGGUAGUAUUGAACACCGCUAAUGUAAAUUUGGCUUGUGAGUUGGAAGUUCCCUGGAAAUGGUAGAUAUUUAUAUCAUCUAGUUUAGUGUGGUCGUUAGAUAUGUUCUUUACUGGGACUGCAUCAAAGAAUGUUUUGAUUGUUUGUGGAACUUGCAACAUUUGGUGGUGAUUACAAGUAGAACUGAAAGUUUAGAUUUA